Pangasianodon hypophthalmus (striped catfish) is the source of this 1273-nucleotide messenger RNA. It is a transcript of the gene rpf2, whose product is annotated as ribosome production factor 2 homolog. Gene Ontology annotation, biological process: ribosomal large subunit assembly; maturation of LSU-rRNA from tricistronic rRNA transcript (SSU-rRNA, 5.8S rRNA, LSU-rRNA). The transcript has 10 exons. The record is from RefSeq and is a predicted model, not a curated record. Gene Ontology annotation, cellular component: nucleolus. Bases 104 to 1030 code for a protein of 308 amino acids. Gene Ontology annotation, molecular function: rRNA binding. NCBI's taxonomy places the organism in Eukaryota, Metazoa, Chordata, Actinopteri, Siluriformes, Pangasiidae.
UUAUUUUGAAAAGCGCCGCCAUUUUGAAUAUGACGGUGUUGUUUCCGGUUUCACAGCGCGAGCGGGUCCACGUGUGUUGAGCUGCAGGAGUGUAACGUGAGAAAUGACGCAGUCAGGCGCCGUAGUGAAGCCGAAGACCAGGCGCUCCAAGCGCUUCCUGCAGAACCGAGAACCCAAACGGACGGAGAACUCGAAGAACGCCAUGAUCCUGAGGGGCGGGAACACGAGCGGAACCGUCACCCUCGCACUCCGAGACAUAUACGCGUUAAAGAAACCGAACGCUGUUCUGUACAGGAAGAAGAACAUCACGAGGCCGUUUGAAGACUCCACGUCGCUGGAAUUCUUCUCCAAGAAGUCGGACUGCUCGCUGUUCCUCUUCGGCUCCCACAACAAGAAACGCCCCAACAACCUGAUAUUCGGUCGCAUGUUUGAUUUCCACGUGUUGGACAUGUUUGAGCUCGGCAUCGAGAAGUUCACAUCACUCAAAGAGGUUAAGAAUGCUAAGUGUGCAGAGGGGACGAAGCCCAUGUUGGUGUUUGCAGGUGAACCGUUUGAGACAGAUAAAGAAUACAUACGUCUCAGGAGUGUCCUGACAGAUUUUUUCCGAGGUCCUUCUGUAUCCGCUGUGCGUCUCGCCGGUCUCGAUCACAUUCUCCACUUCACUGCUCUGGACGGAAAAAUCUACCUGCGCAGCUACAGGGUGCUGUUGAAGAAGUCAGGCUGUCGGACGCCGAGGAUUGAGUUGGAGGAAAUGGGUCCGUCGUUAGACCUGGUUGUGAGGAGAACUCACCUGGCCUCAGACGACCUGUACAGGACAGCACUCAGACAACCCAAAGGAGUCAAGCCUAAGAAGAAGAAGAACAUCUCCCAUGAUGCCUUUGGCACCAAAUAUGGCCGCCUGCACAUGCAGAAGCAGGACCUCAGCAAACUGCAGACGAGGAAGAUGAAGGGACUGAGGAAGAGGAAAGGAGAUGUCGCCAUGGAGACCGGAGAGACAGAAUCGCCCAAGAAAACCAAAACUCAGGAAUAAUGGAAUCUCUGUUUUAAGGGACAUGAACUUUUUUUUUUUUUUUAUUAAAUAAAAAGCCUUUCUGAUCUCUAGAGUCGAACCUGCUGCGGUGGUUAUGACUCCACACAUCACCUCUGGAGCACAUCUGUAUGAUUCGAUGGACACAUUUUGCAGUUAUUGGUGGUGUUACUUGUGAAGGUUCUGGUUUCUAAUCCGCAUCCUGGUUCUUUAACAACAACAAUAAACUAAUGAAUGUUGUCACUA